This is a messenger RNA of Dibothriocephalus latus, 201 nucleotides long. The record is from the annotation of a GenBank genome assembly. Lineage: Eukaryota; Metazoa; Platyhelminthes; Cestoda; Diphyllobothriidea; Diphyllobothriidae.
AAUCUUCUUCUGCGAGUGCAUCUUGAAUUCAAAGCCGGUCUCCGUCAGCGGCUCUCCGAUCUCUCCGUCUUCCCGGACGGCGGACCUCAGCAGGGUCUGGUUGAUUCUGAACUGGCCUUCUACUUGAACAACCUACGAGGACUCACAACGAGUCUCGGUCAUUUUACCGACGACUGUGAUGACAUAUGGCCAUCUCGAUGA